Sorghum bicolor (sorghum) is the source of this 993-nucleotide messenger RNA. Its product is annotated as universal stress protein A-like protein. NCBI's taxonomy places the organism in Eukaryota, Viridiplantae, Streptophyta, Magnoliopsida, Poales, Poaceae. The transcript is spliced from 4 exons. The record is from RefSeq and is a predicted model, not a curated record. Bases 190 to 723 code for a protein of 177 amino acids. Gene Ontology annotation, molecular function: AMP binding.
GGCGGCUUUGCUUGGUUGAUUCCAGCGUAGACUUAGCAAAAUUGGGGUAUUAAGUAUUACGUUGCCGAUGUGAAGAAAGAAAUAGGUGGGCCUGCCUUUUGUCAUCUGCUCAAAAUUUCCCCCAAAACUUCUCCUCUUCUUGACGAGGAAGGCAGCCCGAGCGAGCGAGCGAGGCGUGCGUGCGCUGCAAUGGCGGACUCGUCGGCGCCGACGAGAGUGAUGAUGGCGGUGAACGAGUCGUCGCUCAAGGGGUACCCGCACCCCUCCAUCAGCUGCCGCACCGCCUUCGACUGGACGCUCUCCAAGCUCGUCCGCUCCAACCCCGGGGGCUUCCACUUCCUCUUCAUCCACGUUCAGGUCCCCGACGAGGACGGAUUUGAUGACAUGGAUAGCAUCUAUGCUUCGCCGGAGGACUUCCACCAAAUGAAGCGGAGAGACAAGAUAAGAGGGCUUCAUUUGCUUGAGUACUUUGUAAACCAAUGCCAUCAGUUAGGGAUAAAAUGCGAGGCAUGGAUCAGACAUGGGGAUCCAAAGGAGGUUAUCUGCAGCGAAGUGAAGAGAGUCCAGCCUGACCUUCUAGUUGUGGGAAGUAGGGGCCUUGGGCCAUUUCAGAGGGUUUUCGUGGGCACGGUGAGCGAGUUCUGCGUUAAGCAUGCUGAAUGCCCCGUCAUCACCAUAAAACGGAAUGCUACUGAAGCUCCUCAGGACCCUGUCGAUGAUUGAUGCUUUAUACAAGCCAUGUCACUGGAGAAUGAGAUAUUCUUCACUGCUUAUAAUGGGUCAAUGUACAAAGCACGAUAUGGAAGUGCCUGGAACUAGUUCGCGUAGGGAACUUUUGCACAGUACGCCCCAAAACUAGAGUGAAGAUGAAAACGCUAUCGUUCGCCCGAGGGAUGAUGAGAGAUUGUACCACGUAUCAUAUGUGAUACAUCAAUCAAUCGAGUUGUGAACCUAAGCUGCUGCUAUAUGUUCAUGUGCCAGGCUUUGCUGGAA